UUCCCUGAGGCGAAAGAGCCACUGUGCCCGCCUUUCAGAUGCUAUGAUUGGUCACCCUCCCUCAACUCGCCAGUUUAUUGGCCAGCACCGCGAGGCUGAGGUGCAGCGGGGUCUGAGGGCAGUGUCAGGCCCGCUGCCAUGGCGUCUUAUUUCGAUGAACACGACUGCGAGCCGUUGCACUCCGAGCAGGAUGCCCGGACCAACAUGCUGCUGGAGCUCGCCAGGUCCCUUUUCAAUAGGAUGGACUUCGAAGACUUGGGGUUGGUAGUAGAUUGGGAUCACCACCUGCCUCCACCUGCUGCCAAGACUGCAGUUGAGAACCUCCCCAGGACAGUCAUCAGGGGCUCUCAGGCUGGCUCGCAAGCAGCAGCAGAAGCACCGACUCGAGAACCUCCAUGGAGCCAUGUACACAUGAGGUGGCUGGGACGGCACACCAGUCCUCCACAACACCUUCCUCGUCUGCCUCGGAUUCUCAUUAAAAGUUUCUUUACCCAUCCUGCCGCUCCAUUGCUCACAGGCCUGGGCAGGGACUCUGUACUCUCCAGUGGGUCUCUACUGCUAUGGGGGAAGGUGGUCCUGAACCGUAGAAGGUACCAGGCUGCCAAGCCUGCUGGCCUCAGGGCAGUAGGGCCCAGGUCAAGCACUUGGCCACCGACCAGACCAGCCAGGGCUUCGGCCUCUGUGUCUGCAGUUGGAAAGCAAAAUGUGUCAGGGUCUGGCAGCCAGUAAUUACUUAAAAACGGUAAAGAAAAACUAGCCCAUCUCUCUCCCUCCCCCUGCAAUCUUUAGUCAACCUUAGAAUCCCAGGGGCUUUCUUUAGCGUCACUGCAAAGACUGCUUCUAACAAACAUUUCCAAGUUAUUCUCUGUAUCCUCCCUUCCUCCUAUCCCUUAGUGUGGAAUCAAGCUUCAAACCAGACUCUGAGCAGGACAGGAAGGGUGAAAGGAUGGAGUCGGCUCUUUAGACUGUUUAAAGGCCCAGAAAGGGCUUCAAGCCCUUGCCGGGUAUUUGGAUAGCACUUGGCAUCCCUCGUUUUUCUCAAAGAGCAGCGGGCACUCGGGACCCUCCCUGGAGGCAGAGGCUUUCUCCCAUCCUUUGCCUAGGGAAAGCCAGGAUCAGGCCCUCUCCGACUCUCCAGAACAGACUACAGACAUGCAAAUUAGAAUUCUUUUAAUAGAUAUAUAUAUAAAAAAAAGUACU
Molecule: messenger RNA, 1200 nt
Organism: Globicephala melas (long-finned pilot whale)
Lineage: Eukaryota; Metazoa; Chordata; Mammalia; Artiodactyla; Delphinidae
Source: RefSeq, a predicted model, not a curated record